ACCACACUCUUUUGUUUAGCUUCUGUUCUUCAUAGCUGGUUCUUUCUUUUCCUACUACUGUCAUUCAUUUCACAAUGCAUCUUAAUCUGUCUUUCUUUGUUGCGUUGCUCCCUCUUGCCUCCAGCUUCGUCCACCCUGGACUCCUCGUCACAGACAGCGACAUCACCCGCGCACAGCAAAAGAUCAAAGCAAACGCAGACCCAUGGACCACCUCCUGGAAUGUUCUAACCCGUGUCCGUCUCUCCGACGCCAGCUACACUCCUUCACCAGCCAGCGUCGUUUACCGUAGCGACUGGGACGGCAACACCGCAAACGCAGAGGACCUGUGGCACGACGUCGCCGCCGCAUUCAAUCUUGCUGUGCGCUGGAAGAUCUCGUCCAAUACUACCUUCGCCGAUACAGCGAGCAACAUUCUCCAUGCCUGGGCCACCACGCUAACCGCCCUCGGCGGCGGCGAUGACAAGUACCUGACAGCCGGACUGCAGGGGUACCAGCUUGCCAACGCCGCCGAGCUGCUCCGCGACUAUGAGCCUUUCGCGACGAAGGUCCUUCCGUCUGUGAUCGAUAUGGCCAAUAAGAUCUUCAUCCCGAUGCACUACAAGUGGCUGCACCAUGAGGAGCCAUCGCAGCAUAAUGUCCUCCACUUCUUCGCAAACUGGGAGCUGUGCAAUAUCGCUUCUGCCAUGGCCAUGGGUGUCUUGACAGACAACCAGACGGUCUGGGACUUUGCGGUGGAUUAUUUCAAGGAGGGGGAGGGAACCGGCUCCAUUCAUAAUGCCAUCACGGAUAUUGUUGAGGAGCCUGGCACAGGGACGCUGCUCGGCCAGGGCCAGGAGGCCGGUCGCGACCAGGGCCACUCAGCGCUGGAUGUUCAGUUGCUGGCGGUGGUGGGGCAGCAGGCCUGGAACCAGGGGGAGGAUUUGUUUGCGUUGAAUGAUAGUCGUAUUUUGAAAGGGAUUGAGUACUGGGCGCGGUAUAACCUAGGCCACGACGUCCCCUUCGUGCCCUACGCCAACGGCAUCGUCAGCUUCACGGAAAUCAGCAGUGCGUCGCGCGGCGCGAUGCGGCCUACCUGGGAACUACUGUAUAGCCACUACGGAUCCGGUCAUUUUGAUGGCCUUGGCUGGGGGUCGUUGCUGCAUCAUCUGGAUGAGAAAGAUGUCGCGGCUCAAGAUUCGGGCGCAAACACACUCAUUGCUUCCCCGUCGGCUGGUAAAGCCACCUCGACGCCGCUAACGUGGAGUACGCCUGGUUCGAUUCCCGCGGUAUCCUCUGGCGGAAAGUCGACUUCGGCAGCGGCCGCAUCUACGAGUGCCGUUAGCAGUACUCCUUCGCCUCAGUCGUCUCCUUCCCCCUCUUCUCCAGGCACGAGUACUCCUGCAGCUACUCCAGACCCCUUGCCCACCCCGCGUCCUACCAAAGCCGGCCAGAACCCCGGUCAUCGGGGACACCGUCAUCACCAUGGACGCAAACAUGGGGCAUGCCAUGCGCAUUCACAAGUCUAGGAUAGAGGGCCCGUCCGUAAAUAAACUAGUUCCUAGAGCUGAGUCAAAACAAUAUAUCUUCUCC
This is a messenger RNA of Aspergillus novofumigatus IBT 16806, 1569 nucleotides long. RefSeq lists its product as uncharacterized. Gene Ontology annotation, molecular function: lyase activity. The record is from RefSeq and is a predicted model, not a curated record. Bases 75 to 1505 code for a protein of 476 amino acids. The transcript is spliced from 3 exons. NCBI's taxonomy places the organism in Eukaryota, Fungi, Ascomycota, Eurotiomycetes, Eurotiales, Aspergillaceae. Gene Ontology annotation, cellular component: periplasmic space.